AUGCUGCUGAUCAAGCUUUGGCGACGUCGCUCUUUUUCUUGUCGUGGUACUAAACUAUUAAAUUUUAAUGUUCUUUUUCGUAUUGCAGAACAUGAGAAGAAGUUGAUUGAAGCGGUGUGGCAAGCUCUACAUGGAGCAUGGGUUUGUGAUGACGCAUGUAACUCGCAAGGAGCGAUACAAAGUCGACUACGUGUCGCACAACUAAUCGAAGACUCUUGCUUAGCCAAUCUUGAGUUUAGUGAACAGCGCGGUCUCGAUAGGUGCGUGCAAGCCGAUGCACUACGACGUGCUGGAGAGUUUCAACGAGCUAAAGAAUUACUUCAACAUAUGCAGGGUAAUGAAGAGGAUGUUAUCAAAAGCAUGUCUAAAUUUCAACUGUAUCUUAUUGAUGCCAAGGAUACUAGUAAGCCAACAAGACAACAAAUUUGA
This is a messenger RNA of Rotaria sp. Silwood2, 429 nucleotides long. NCBI's taxonomy places the organism in Eukaryota, Metazoa, Rotifera, Eurotatoria, Philodinida, Philodinidae. The record is from the annotation of a GenBank genome assembly.